AUGGAAUAUCUGUCCUCCUUGGAGAAUCUCUGGCGUGUUGGAUUGAUAUUGAUAACUACCGCUGGAGUUUACACCAUUAUCACCCAAGCAUGCCGCAUAUCUUUAUUCCCUGGAGUCCUGCUCCGUGGUCGAAAGCACUCGACUGCCCGAACACCACCACGGUCCAUCUCUCCAGACAAUAAGACUGGAAUUAGCCCGGCCCUCUCGCCUAAUUAUGAUAGCGCCCUGCCACCCCAACGCAGACAUGCCCUCGCCGAUUUUAGUUGUGAGGCAGCUCCCUGGCGCGACGUGAGCGAAGAAGAAGUACGCCAGAACCUUUUGCCCAUGAGCGCCAACUACAAGACAAGCCCAAGCGACAAGUACACACCGAUGGGAUUUUCAGUGGGUGAAAUCAAAGGUUUAGGAGACUUCCCUGACUAUGCAAAAUUGAGUGGCGUUCCACUUCCCAGCCCAUAUCUUGAAUUUGAGAUUUCUAAGGCAUUACCCCGGCCAUAUCGUCCAUUCCGAUGGGCGUACCAUCAAACCAUGUCCUUGACUAAACUCGAAACGGAUUGGUGGAUCGAGCUUGAAAACACGUACAAAAGUCGUAUUGCCCAGCGCAAAGAACUCUUCGCAAAACAUGGCAAACAGGUACUCGACGCCAUGCCCGGCUCUGAGUUAGCGUGCAAGGAAUUGAUGGAGAUGGUUUUGCAAUUCGUUUGUGCCCGGUACCCUCAGUACUUUACACUUGUGGGCAAACGUGUGCUGCACAAUAAGAUUCUCGGCACUGAGCAAGAUGUCACAGCCAAACCCCCUCUUGAGAUUCUUCUGGAUAAUGUACCAGAAGACUUCGGAAUAAUGCUCCGUGAUGAUACUACCGGUUAUUAUUUCCUGCGUGCAGCGGUGAUUUGCUCAGCACUGGGGUGGAAUGUUGCUUCCAAAGUUGGGAAGCAGCUGCAUGAGAUUCAUGAGCCAAUUCCAGACUACAAGGAGAAGAUGCAGUUUUCCAUGGAUCGUUUCUUUACCAAAAUGCCAACCGAAAAACCGAUCCAGCGAGGCUCGUGGGGUCUGGAAAUUGGGCAGCCAUUGUAUAUGCCACCAGGUGAUCCUCAUGAACAGCUAAGGUUGUCUCAACCAACGGAUUUGACGAUUGAUGAAUGCCAUCUACGGGUAGACUGGCAAACACUGAGGCGUCUGCCCUUAUCUGGAGCAGUUAUUUUUAAUUUCAAGGCCCUUUUCACUCCCAUCAAGGAAUUCCAGGACGAACCCGGAGUACCGGAAUUGGUUAUGAAAAUUAUAACAGAAGGAAAGAAAAAUCUGAUGGAUUACAAGGGUGUUUGGCAUGUACAGCAUGUUGUACUUCCGGAAUUGAAAAAAUGGGCUGAAGAGCAGAAGGAGAAGGGGUUGGUUCCGAGGAAUUGGGAGGUUGCUACGUUGGAUGAGAGCCCAUGGUUUAAUGGUUGGCAGAAUAAAUGGCAUCGCCAGCAGGGGUUUUAA
Penicillium soppii is the source of this 1476-nucleotide messenger RNA. Its product is annotated as heme-dependent oxidative N-demethylase family protein. Lineage: Eukaryota; Fungi; Ascomycota; Eurotiomycetes; Eurotiales; Aspergillaceae. The record is from RefSeq and is a predicted model, not a curated record. Bases 1 to 1476 code for a protein of 491 amino acids. The transcript has 3 exons.